This is a messenger RNA of Soboliphyme baturini, 351 nucleotides long. The record is from the annotation of a GenBank genome assembly. Lineage: Eukaryota; Metazoa; Nematoda; Enoplea; Dioctophymatida; Soboliphymatidae.
AUGCAACGUGUCAUCGAGGUCGUGGUCGGUCGUCGCGCGCGAGGUAUCGUACCACGAGGCUUUGCUUGGCAAGUUCCGAACUGCGCCCCAAUUUCCUCAGGCGAACGACUUCCGUUUCUGACCUGGUACCUGUGCCUAUGCUCCAAAGCAACUACGACUCUCGGCGCCAAAUACAAAACCUGGCACAGUGUCGAGUGUCGAUUGUCGAAUGUCGCGACGCACACUAUUAGCGGAGAGAUAGUGGAGCAGGUAGAGAAGUUCAAGUACCUCGGAAUUGUACUUACUAGUGAUGGAAAAUUGGAGGAAGAGAUCGACCGGCGAAUUGGUGCAGCCAGCGGCAUUUCCGUGUGA